Hibiscus syriacus is the source of this 2703-nucleotide messenger RNA. Its product is annotated as dynamin-like protein ARC5. The record is from RefSeq and is a predicted model, not a curated record. Gene Ontology annotation, cellular component: cytoplasm; microtubule; membrane. The transcript has 16 exons. NCBI's taxonomy places the organism in Eukaryota, Viridiplantae, Streptophyta, Magnoliopsida, Malvales, Malvaceae. The coding region runs from base 223 to 2529 and encodes 768 amino acids. Gene Ontology annotation, molecular function: GTPase activity; microtubule binding; GTP binding.
CAGUCGAAAAUACAAAAAGAAAAAAGAGCAGCAACGAAAUCCUGCCGUGUGGCACAUCAUCCGCGAGGAUAGCGGUGAAGAUUUUGACGAAUUGGGCGAAUUCAAGUCAUCAGAUUUCCCCGACGCUGAUAGCGAAAAACUGAAAAAGAGUGUUCCGUUUAGCUGGUUCUCUGCACUAAGAAGCAGAGCAGUGGCCAAGUUACUAAGUAAAAUAGAAUCUAAAUGGAGGAAGGAACACCGAACCCACACUCAACUCUCUACGAGGCCUACAACGAGCUUCACGGUCUAGCUCAGGAGCUUGAGGCUCCCUUCGACGCGCCGGCGGUGUUAGUCGUCGGACACCAAACGGACGGCAAAAGCGCGUUGGUCGAAGCAUUGAUGGGCUUCCAAUUCAACCACGUCGGCGGCGGAACCAAGACCCGCCGACCCAUCACUCUCCAUAUGUCCUAUGACCCUCUUUGCGAUGUCCCAUUGUGUCAUCUCGUCUCCGAUGUUGACCCCACUGUCCCCCACGAAAAAUCUCUCGCCGAUAUUCAGGCCUACAUUGAAGCUGAAAAUAUGAGGUUGGAACGUGAGCCAUGCCAAUUCUCUUCUAAAGAAAUCAUUAUUAAAGUGAAAUACAAACACUGUCCGAAUUUGACUAUUAUAGAUACUCCUGGGCUUAUCGCUCCUGCUCCAGCUCGGACGAAUCGUGCUUUGCAGAGCCAAGCACGUGCGGUGGAGUCCUUAGUGAGAACAAAGAUGCAGCAUACAGAAUUCAUUAUAUUAUGUCUUGAAGAUUGUAGUGACUGGAGUAAUGCAAUGACAAGAAGGGUUGUAAUGCAAAUUGAUCCAGAGCUUUCAAGAACUGUCAUUGUCUCUACCAAGCUUGAUACCAAAAUUCCUCAGUUUGCACGUUCUUCUGAUGUAGAAGUUUUUCUCUCUCCACCUGCAUGUACGCUUGAUGGAUUCAUAUUGGGGGAUUCUCCGUUCUUUACAUCAGUGCCUUCUGGAAGAGUUGGUUCUGAGCAUGAUUCUGUUUACAGUUCAAAUGAAGAGUUUAAACAGGCAAUAAUAUCUAGAGAGGUGCAAGACAUAGCAUCUUUGGAGGAGAAAUUAGGUCGGCAAUUGUCAAAGCAAGAAAGAAGUAGAAUAGGUGUAAGCAAACUUAGGCUUUUUCUAGAGGAAUUGUUACAGAAAAGGUAUAUGGAUAGCGUUCCUUUGAUCAUUCCACUUCUUGAGAAGGAGUACCACAUCACAACAAGAAAGUUAACUGAAAUAAAUAAGGAACUCAGCACUUUGGAUGAAGUGAAAUUGAGGGAAAGAGGAAGAGCUUUUCACGAUUUAUUUCUGACCAAGUUGUCAUUGCUUCUGAAAGGGACAGUUGUUGCGCCUCCAGAUAAAUUUGGACUCAUUACAGGUGAAACUCUAGUAGAUGAGAGAGGUAAUGGAGGAGCAUUUGUGGGUGCUGAUGGUCUUCAAUUGCCACACAAGAUAAUACCUAACUCCGGAAUGCGUCUUUAUGGAGGUGCACAAUAUCAUCGUGCCAUGGCUGAAUUCCGAUUCAUUGUGGGAGGGAUAAAAUGCCCACCAAUUACAAGGGAAGAAAUUGUCAAUGCUUGUGGUGUUGAAGAUAUUCAUGAUGGAACAAAUUACUCAAGGACAGCCUGCGUUAUAGCAGUUUCUAAGGCUCGGGACACUUUUGAACCUUUCCUCCAUCAGUUGGGUUGUAGGCUCUUGUACAUUUUGAAGAGAUUACUUCCUAUCUCUAUAUAUCUUAUGCAGAAAGAUGGAGAAUUUUUAAGUGGCCAUGAGGUAUUUCUCAGGCGAGUUGCUUCUGCUUUCAACAACUUUGCUGAAUCUACUGAACGAGCUUGCCGUGAGAAAUGUUUGGAGGAUUUAGUGAGCACAACCCGUUACGUAUCCUGGUCCCUCCACAAUAAGAAUCGGGCUGGGCUACGUCACUUUUUAGACUCAUUUGGUGGAAACGAGCCAUCCAGUGUAGCAGCCAAUUCCAUACCUCCUGGAAAUUCCCAAGAGUCAUUGACUGGGUCCGUUGCUGCAGAGAAGCAUGACACCAAGCCAAGAGCAGAUAUAAAGCUCAGUCAUAUUUCCUCGGGCAUUGAUUCAUGUUCUUCUGCUCAGACAGCAGAAACAAAGCUUGCCGAUCUUCUAGAUAACACACUUUGGAACCGGAGGCUUGGUCCUUCGUCAGAAAGGAUUGUUUAUGCAUUAGUACACCAAAUAUUUCAUGGCAUAAGAGAGUAUUUUUUGGCCUCUGCUGAAUUAAAGUUCAACUGCUUUCUUCUAAUGCCAGUGGUGGACAAAUUACCUGCACGUCUCCGGGAAGACCUGGAAUCUACAUUUUCUGAUUACAUGGACAAUGUGUUUGACAUUAGCAAUCUGCGGCACUCUUUGGGCCAACGAAAGAGAGAUACAGAGAUUGAGCUCAAAAGGAUUAACAGGCUCAAAGACAAAUUCAAGGUAAUACAUCAGCAACUUAGUUCGUGUCAGAAAAUACCAUGUUUGUCACCUGCAUCUACUCAUUGAUUCAGGUCCAAUUUUGAGAACAUAAUCGACUGCUUUGGUGCAUGCAUGCAGAUGCAGUUGCUUGUUUGAAAAUGACAUGGAUAUCUUUAAUUAGACGCGUGUAUGUAGUGGAUUAUCCGCUUGUUGGAUCCAAAUUGAUUAAUUCAAUCUUUAGCGAAGAAUUAUUUAAUCUCA